This is a messenger RNA of Aedes albopictus (Asian tiger mosquito), 1726 nucleotides long. Its product is annotated as transcription factor grauzone. Lineage: Eukaryota; Metazoa; Arthropoda; Insecta; Diptera; Culicidae. Bases 218 to 1705 code for a protein of 495 amino acids. The transcript is spliced from 4 exons. Gene Ontology annotation, cellular component: nucleus. Gene Ontology annotation, molecular function: DNA-binding transcription factor activity, RNA polymerase II-specific; zinc ion binding; RNA polymerase II cis-regulatory region sequence-specific DNA binding. Gene Ontology annotation, biological process: regulation of DNA-templated transcription. The record is from RefSeq and is a predicted model, not a curated record.
UGCGACCCCUUAGCGCUACUCGGCUCGAUCGGCUGUUUGACAUUUUUUGCUUUUUUUUGUUCUCGCCGUUCGAUUGCUUCUCCUCUUCUCCACACAGUUUGUUUACUAUUCCCGUGCGUGUUUCUCGCAUAAUCAUUAGAUCAUUUAAUUUAAUUUAGAUUAGAUCAUUAGAAAAUUUAAUUUUAUGAAGUGUUUACGUGCAACAGUUUGAAAAAUCAUGCAAAAAGACGGAAACGAGUGCUGUCUGACCUGUUUCCAAACCGGAAACUUAACAUUCCUUGGUGUUGAGAGCGCAGAAAAUCAGAACAUAGCCAGUGCUCUGAACAAGCACUUUUGGUUCACGGAAGAUGACUUCCGCCAGGCCCAUAUUUGCGCUUCCUGCUGGGAACAGGUCGACAGUUUCCAUCGGUUUUACGGAGCAGUCGAAGAACUCUAUCGAAAAAGUUUCAUGCAACAGAUCGUCUUACUGAAAAGCGAACCGGCAGAAGGUGACGACGAAGCUGUCGAAUUCCUGGAGGAAGAGGACGAUGGUUCGAUGUUCGUUGCGGCUGAAGAUGACGACAUUAAAAGGGAACCAAUUGAUGCCGGAAGUGACGGCGAUGAUAUCAAGAAAGAAGCGGCUGCUUGGACAGCGGAAGUGGAGGCGCACAGUGACUCGGAGCCGGCGGGUUCCGACAAGGAGGUUGAAGCGAAAGACCCUAAGCAGAAUAAACCGAAGACGGUUAAACCGAGAAAAUAUACGCUUAAGUCCAAGGAGGAGCGCUUGAAAGAGGACGAAUACAUCAGAAAGCACGUGAGCUACACUUGCGAGCAGUGCGGGACAAGUUGCUUAACGUUCACGCUGUUCCAGAAGCACUCACUGGACGCCCAUGGGAACAAAUCGGCUUUCAUUGAGUGUUGUGGGAAUCGGUUCUACAGAAGGACUCGAUUGUACCAACAUGUGCAGACAAUAGAGAAUCCGGAAACGUUCCGGUGCGAGGCAUGUCAGAGGAACUUCACCGAUUCUGAAGGAAUCAAACGACACAUGAGGGAGUUCCACAUUUCCGAGGAGGAUAAACCGUUCAAGUGUGAUAGAUGUGACAAACGCUUCACCCGAGAAUACAAGCUCAAGUUGCACGUGCAGGAGCACAUUGACUGGGAUAACCAAAGCUGCAGAUGUGAACCUUGCGGAAAGGUUUACAAAUCGCGGAACAUUCUAAACAUGCACAUACAAAAAUAUCACACCAAGCCCACGAAAUUUAUCUGUGACAUUUGCGCCAAAGGUUUUCAUCUCAAGUCCGACUUUUUGCUGCACAAAAUGGAACACGAAUCGCCGGACCAGUUGAAGAUGCAGUGCGAAAUCUGCUCCCGAUGGCUCAAGAAUCGCCUGAGCUGGCGAAGGCACAUGCAGGGUCACCGGGGUCAGGAGAGCAAGUGUGACCAGUGCGGUCACGUGUCGCCGCAUCCGCGUGCCCUCAAGGGGCACAUCCGACGGCAGCACAACGAGCAGCGACAGCUGCACCGCUGCCAGUACUGCACCAAAACAUUCGUCCAGCUAAUUUCGCUGAAGGAACACGUUGCGUCGGUGCACGUAGGUGCCGCCCUGCACAGUUGUUCGAUCUGUUCGAAAUCGUUCAACUCCAGUGCCAAUAUGCACUCGCACAAAAAGAAUCGACAUCCGGACGAGUGGCUGCAGGAGCAUAACAGUAAGUUAUAUGGGAAAUAAUAUGUGAGUGUAUUUGACGAA